Molecule: messenger RNA, 4182 nt
Organism: Pyrenophora tritici-repentis Pt-1C-BFP
Lineage: Eukaryota; Fungi; Ascomycota; Dothideomycetes; Pleosporales; Pleosporaceae
Product: XdhB, Xanthine dehydrogenase, molybdopterin-binding subunit B
Molecular function (GO): FAD binding; iron ion binding; 2 iron, 2 sulfur cluster binding
Source: RefSeq, a predicted model, not a curated record
AUGGCGCCCGGUCUUGUCUCCCCUCAACCUGCCGUGUCAAAAGAGGCCACCAAGUCGCUCCAUGAAGUGACGGCCGAGUACGAUGAUACGUUGAGGUUCUACCUUAAUGGGACGAAGGUGGUGCUGGACAGUGCGGAUCCUGAGGUCACGCUACUGGAGUACCUGAGGGGGAUUGGGUUGACCGGAACGAAGUUGGGAUGUGCAGAGGGUGGAUGUGGUGCUUGUACGGUGGUUGUGUCACAAUUCAAUCCAACUACCAAGAAGAUAUACCACGCUUCCGUAAACGCAUGCCUCGCACCGCUCGUCAGCAUAGAUGGCAAACACGUCAUAACAGUCGAGGGAAUCGGCAAUGUAAAGCGACCACAUCCGGCACAAGAGCGCAUAGCAAAGGGCAAUGGUAGCCAGUGUGGGUUCUGUACUCCCGGCAUAGUCAUGUCCUUGUAUGCGCUCCUUCGCAAUAAUGUUGGGCCGAGCGAACUUGAGGUUGAGGAGGCCUUUGAUGGCAACCUUUGCAGAUGUACAGGAUACAGACCUAUAUUGGAUGCGGCACAGAGCUUCAGUGUGAAGACGGGCUGUGGCAAAGCAAAGGCCAAUGGCGGUGGUGGAUGUUGCAUGGAAAAAGAUGGUGCAAAUGGAGGAGGCUGCUGUAAGAAUAGGACAGACGGAGAGGACCAACCUAUCAAGAGGUUCACACCACCGGGAUUCAUCGAGUACAAGCCGGAUACAGAAUUGAUAUUCCCCCCACAACUACGAAAACACGAGUUCAAGCCUCUGGCAUUCGGUAAUAAGAAGAAGAGGUGGUUCAGACCGACGACUUUGCAACAGCUACUAGAGAUCAAAGAUGCGUAUCCGUCAGCGAAGCUCAUCGGUGGCUCGACGGAGACACAGAUUGAGAUCAAGUUCAAGGGCAUGAACUACAACGCUUCAGUGUUUGUUGGAGAUAUUGCAGAGCUACGACAGUUUAAGUUGCAUAACGACCACCUCGAAAUUGGUGGUAAUGUUGUUCUCACUGACCUCGAGGAAAUUUGUAAAGAUGCUCUUGAACACUAUGGGCCUGUACAGGGCCAGCCGUUUGCGACCAUUUUGAAGCAGAUUCGAUACUUCGCCGGACGACAGAUCAGGAACGUAGGAACACCAGCAGGUAAUCUGGCGACAGCGAGUCCCAUUUCAGAUUUGAAUCCGGUUUUUGUCGCCACGAACGCAACGCUCGUGGCCAAGAGCCUCAAGGAGACGACGGAGAUUCCCAUGUCGACGUUCUUCAAGGGAUAUAGGCAGACUGCACUGCCACCAGAUGCGGUGAUCGCUGGUUUAAAGAUCCCAGUGGCGAAAGAGAAGGGUGAAUAUAUCCGUGCCUAUAAACAGGCGAAAAGAAAGGACGACGACAUUGCAAUUGUGAAUGCAGCACUGAGGAUUACACUGGACGAUCAACAUACUGUCGAGAGUGUGGAUUUGGUGUACGGUGGCAUGGCACCCACGACGAUCCACGCGCGGAAAGCAAUGGACUUCCUCCAGGGAAAGAAGUUUGCCGACCUCAAAACGCUGGAAGGUGUCAUGGACAAGCUUGAGGAAGACUUUGACUUGCGAUUCGGCGUACCAGGUGGUAUGGCCACGUACAGAAAGACUCUUGCUCUUGGUUUCUUCUACAAGUUCUAUCAUGAAGUUUUGGCUGAACUGCAUGCUGAGGAAGUUGAGAUUGACACCCAAGCUAUUGGUGAGAUUGAAAGAGAUAUCAGCAAGGGCGAGAAGGAUAAGAAGGCCGCGGAGGCGUACAUCCAAAACGAAGUUGGACAAUCGAAGAAUCACGUCGCGGCUAUGAAGCAAUGUACAGGUGAAGCGCAGUACACGGACGAUAUCCCACUGCAAAGGAAUGAGCUCUACGGAUGCUUGGUACUGUCAACCAAGGCGCACGCGAAGUUGCUCUCAGUUGACGCAGAACCUGCGCUAGAGCUACCUGGCGUUGUUGCGUAUGUUGAUCACAAUGAUUUGGCAACACCCGAAUCCAACUGGUGGGGUGCGCCGGCUUGUGACGAGACAUUCUUCGCCAUUGAUGAAGUCUUCACAGCCGGUCAGCCUAUUGGUAUGAUCCUGGCAGAUACCGCAAAGCAUGCGGAGCAAGCUGCGCGGGCCGUCAAGAUUGAGUACGAGGAGCUUCCGGCGAUCUUCACCAUUGAAGAGGCUAUCCAGAAAGAGAGCUACUUCAACCACUUCCGUCAUAUUAAAAAAGGAGAUACUGAGAAAUCAUUCGCCGAGGCUGAUCACGUCUUCACUGGAGUUGCGCGAAUGGGUGGACAGGAGCACUUCUACCUCGAGACUCAGGCUUGUCUGGCAGUUCCAAAGCCAGAAGAUGGCGAGAUGGAAAUCUUCAGCAGUACACAAAAUCCGGCAGAGACACAAGCCUACGUUUCCAAGGUGGUUGGUGUUGCUGCGAACAAGAUUGUCACUCGCGUGAAGCGUAUGGGUGGCGGUUUCGGUGGUAAGGAGACACGCUCUGUUCAACUCGCUGGUAUUGUGGCCUGCGCAGCGAACAAGGUCCGCCGACCUGUACGUUGUAUGCUGAACCGGGACGAGGAUAUCAUGACAUCCGGACAACGACACCCCUUCCUUGCUCGGUGGAAAGUAGCUGUCAACAAGGACGGAAAACUGCAAGCUCUCGAUGCAGACGUCUUCUGCAACGGUGGCUGGAGUCAAGACCUUUCUGGUGCGGUUGUCGAGCGGUCUCUCUCGCAUAUCGACAACGUCUACUCGAUACCUAAUAUCCACGUACGUGGCCGCGUCGCAAAGACCAACACAGUCUCCAACACAGCCUUCCGUGGUUUCGGUGGACCACAGGGAAUGUUCAUCGCCGAGACUUACAUGGAAGAAAUUGCCGACCACCUCAACAUUCCAGUUGAGAGACUGAGGGAAAUAAACAUGUACUCACCCGAAACGAACAUGAUAACGCACUACAACCAGGAAAUCAAGGACUGGUAUGUUCCUUUGAUGUACAAGCAGGUGCAAGAAGAGUCUUUCUACGCACAGCGCCGGCAAGAAAUUGAAGAAUGGAACAAGAUGCAUAAGUGGAAUAAGCGCGGUCUCGCCAUCAUACCGACGAAAUUCGGUAUCUCCUUCACAGCGCUCUUCUUAAACCAAGCUGGCGCGCUGGUACACAUCUAUCAUGAUGGCAGCAUUCUUGUUGCACAUGGUGGAACAGAAAUGGGUCAGGGGCUGCACACGAAGAUGACGCAGAUAGCAGCUGAGACGCUGGGAGUACCACUCGCGGACGUAUUCAUCAGCGAGACGGCGACAAACACCGUUGCGAACAGCUCCUCGACUGCCGCCUCUGCCUCCUCAGACUUGAACGGAUACGCCAUUCAUAACGCCUGUCUACAACUAAACGAGCGCCUUGCACCCUUCAAGGAGAAGCUUGGCCCCAACGCGACCAUGAAGGAACUGGCUCACGCCGCUUACUUUGACCGUGUCAACCUUUCCGCCCAAGGCUUCUACAAAACACCCGACAUCGGCUACGUCUGGGGCGCCAACACUGGCCAAAUGUUCUUCUACUUCACUCAAGGUGUUGCAGCAGCUGAGGUUGAAAUCGACACCCUGACUGGUGACUGGACUUGUCGUCGCGCCGAUAUCAAGAUGGAUGUCGGUCGCUCCAUCAACCCGGCCAUCGACUACGGCCAGAUCGAAGGCGCGUUUGUUCAGGGCCAGGGCUUGUUCACUACUGAAGAGAGUCUUUGGCUCAGGGGAACGGGUGGCAUAGCGACGAAGGGACCGGGCAAUUACAAGAUUCCUGGCUUCAGAGACAUACCGCAGGUGUUCAAUCUCAGUUUGCUCAAGGAUGUGCAGUGGGAGAAUCUGAGAACUAUUCAGAGGAGUAGGGGUGUUGGCGAACCACCCCUCUUCAUGGGCUCAGCUGUCUUCUUCGCUAUUCGCGAUGCACUCAAAUCUGCUCGCGCGCAGUUUGGGGAAACUGAGGUGCUGCACUUGGUUAGUCCGGCUACCCCGGAGCGUAUAAGGAUCAGCUGUGCAGAUCCGAUAUUGAAGCGUGCGUGGGUCGAGCCCAAGAAGGGAGAGAAGAGUUUCUUUGUUAGUAUUUGAGCCUGGGAUGUAGUACAGAGGGGUUAUUUCUUGGGUUCUUCAUGUAUCUCACAGCGAAAAAGGGCAAAUAAGCAUCGAGAAUGCUUUUUCAAAACUACA